Molecule: messenger RNA, 464 nt
Organism: Magallana angulata
Lineage: Eukaryota; Metazoa; Mollusca; Bivalvia; Ostreida; Ostreidae
Product: 40S ribosomal protein S25-like
Exons: 4
Coding region: 77-439 (120 amino acids)
Cellular component (GO): cytosolic small ribosomal subunit
Molecular function (GO): structural constituent of ribosome
Source: RefSeq, a predicted model, not a curated record
GUUAUAAGCUUCCGGAAAAGAGGUGCGUUGUGGGAUACAUGCUGGCCUCUUUUUCACGUGGUUCUCAAAGAGCAGCAUGGGAGCCAAAAAACCAGACCCCAAGGCAGGGGCAAAGGGGGGAAAAGCCCCAGCAAAAAAGAAGGAAGGAGGAGGAGGAAAGGCCAAAAAGAAGAAGUGGUCUAAGGGAAAAGUCAGGGACAAGCUGAACAACUUGAUUUUGUUUGAUAAGGCAACAUAUGACAAAUUUUCAAAAGAAGUGCCCACAUACAAACUUAUCACACCGUCAGUAGUUUCUGAGAGAAUGAAGAUUCGUGGAUCUUUAGCCAAGCAGGCCCUCAGAGCCCUACACAAAGAAGGUAAAAUCAAGUUGGUGUCCAAGCAUCACUCACAGCUAAUCUACACCCGUGUGACCAAGGGGGAUGAAGGAGAAGAUGCAUAGAUGAAUAAAUGUGAAAAAAAAUGUG